AUGUCAUCAUCACUUGAUUAUAACGCAUAUUUAGCAUUAAUAGAAAAGAAUUUAUAUGCAAUUGGUGGUCCAAUUAUAAUUAUUCUUGGCACAAUAUGUUCUAUAAUUAGUCUAUUUGUAUUUUGCCAAAAGAAAUUACCGUCACUUGAUCGAGUUUUAGUUACAUCACCAAAUGCUCUUACACGGCAACGAAGUACACUUCGUCUUGCUUAUAAAUCUGUUAUAAUUGGAACAUUAUUUUGGAUGCUAUUUCAUAGUCAUACAUUAUUUCUUGUUGAUUUUUAUGAAUUAGCUCCUGGUUAUUUUGUUUGUUAUUUUCAACCAGGUUUAUAUGCAAAUCUUAUUGGUUAUUAUUCAACCAUAGUUAGAGGAAUUCUUAUGUUUGCAUUAUUAAUUAUUUUUGGCAUAUGGACAGGUAAAAAUCUUCAAAAUGUUAAUCGUCAUAGAAUUAUUCCUAUUGCACAUACAAGUGUAAAUACACUUGGUAAUCAAGAAAAUAUGAUUCGUUCAAAAAAUCGACAAUUUGCUUUGAUGUUAUUGAUGGAAAUAUUGAUUAAUAUUGUUUUUUAUGCAAUGUUAUCAAUUACUGGUAUAUAUGAACAAAUUGCAACGAAUGAAUCACAAACAACAUUUUAUUAUUUUAUUCGAAUAGUUGCAUCUUUUAUUGGAAAUAUUCCAGUAUGUGCAAGUUUUAUGGGCAAUUUAUUUAUAUCAAAAA
Molecule: messenger RNA, 718 nt
Organism: Adineta steineri
Lineage: Eukaryota; Metazoa; Rotifera; Eurotatoria; Adinetida; Adinetidae
Source: the annotation of a GenBank genome assembly